AUGACUGAAACUUUCUCUCACUUCACUUCUUCUCUCGAGAUUAUCUUCUUCUCUAAGUGGGAGAUCUCCCAGCAUGAUCUGCUCCACUUCGCCGGGCUCUCUCAGCUGGUCAGAACACAGCAGGUUGUCAUAACAACCCUGGGAGAGGGUGCUCACUUCAGCUGCAGGCUCAUGAAACCCAAAGAUGUGCUUCAAGUCACCUGGCAGAAAGUGACACCAGGGGCGACUGAAAAUGUGGCCAGCUACAACAAACGAUUUGGACCAGUAGUCAACCCACCUUUUCAGAGGAACGUGGAGUUUGAAGACGAGGGACUGCAGAACUGCUCUAUUGUCAUCAGAGGAUUGUCAAGAGGAGACGGGUCCUGCUACAAGUGUCUGUUUAACGACUAUCCAGAGGGAGCUAUCAGUGGCAGGACCUGCCUCCAAAUUAAUGAGCUGUAUGGACCCUCACUCCUCAUCACACAAACCAACAACAGUCACACCACUCUGUCCUGUUCUGCUACUGGACGACCUGCUCCUACAGUAACCUGGGACCACGUAGAAAACAUCAGUCUAGACAAAUCCACCAUGGCUGAUGUCACCCAUCCCAAUCAAACAGUCACUGUCACCAUAACUGCCAUGGUGGCAGCGUCCAGUCUACCUGACAAAGACACCAGGGUCGGGUGUGUAGCAUCAUCCGUUGGGGUCGUCAAGGAUGUUUCCAUGGUGAUUCCAACUAGGGAUCAAGCUUCAUUUGCAGGUCAAUCUCAGGUCUCUGAUGACAGGAUCAGUGGUACAGUGGUUGGUGGAGUGAUGGGUGCAGUGUUGUGUUUAAUGUGUCUCAUUGCUGUAUUCUGUGUAAUAUGGCGGCAAAAGAGGAGAAAAGACACCUCUUCCAGAAAACCCCCAGUUCCUGACCCUGAAAUCAUCAGAACUCCCUUAAAGACACCACCAACAUCCAAACAUGUCACACCAACCUCCAGUCCAUCACAAAUAAUAUCUCCUGAGAGACCAAAUGACAUGCAAUGUAGAAGGAAACUUUUAGAGGGUUAUGAGAACUUGUGUGACUACCAUACUGUCUCACACACAUCUGUGUGGUUCGGAGACUGUUUCUAUCCAUAGGCAUUGUGGGUACUGAAUAGUGGACUGAAUGGCUGACACACACAGGCCUGCUGGUUAUUGUAUAUGUAAAUAGUCGGUAUGUAAAUAUAUUUUGUAGUUGGUUAAUGAUGAAACAUGAUAAAUCCACACAACUUGUUUGUGGAUUUAUACUUCACUUUUUAUAAAUCAAGUGUUGUGUUAUUAUAGUCUACAAAAUGUCAUAAUGUAGACUACUUUCAUGGUGUGUUAAGUGUAUGUGUUUUAUUUCUUCAAUUUUUAUAAAUCAAAUGCUGUAAGAUACUCAAUGUUGUGAUGUCCUUUGUGUGUGUUUGUUUUCAACUUUUCCGAAUAAAACUUUUAAACAAUGCUGUAA
Molecule: messenger RNA, 1453 nt
Organism: Oncorhynchus masou masou (cherry salmon)
Lineage: Eukaryota; Metazoa; Chordata; Actinopteri; Salmoniformes; Salmonidae
Product: OX-2 membrane glycoprotein-like
Exons: 9
Coding region: 1-1101 (366 amino acids)
Biological process (GO): negative regulation of neuroinflammatory response; heterotypic cell-cell adhesion
Cellular component (GO): cell surface; neuronal cell body; axon
Molecular function (GO): cell-cell adhesion mediator activity
Source: RefSeq, a predicted model, not a curated record